Messenger RNA from Aspergillus uvarum CBS 121591, 1545 nucleotides. RefSeq names its product beta-lactamase/transpeptidase-like protein. The transcript has 2 exons. The record is from RefSeq and is a predicted model, not a curated record. Lineage: Eukaryota; Fungi; Ascomycota; Eurotiomycetes; Eurotiales; Aspergillaceae. The coding region runs from base 1 to 1545 and encodes 514 amino acids.
AUGGUUCUACGGCCGAACAACUCUCCCCUGACUCCGGAGUUCGACGCACUGGUUGAGGAGAAACUGGCCAAAUGGAAGGUGCCUGGACUCACAGUGUCAGUGAUCCAUGGCUCCAGCACUUAUGCCAAAGCAUACGGGAUUGCGGAAUUUCCAGACAAGAAAAUGACCGUCGAGUCUCUCUUCGACACAUGUAGCACCACAAAAGCCUUUACUGCGGCCCUCAUGUCAAUGGCUAUUGACGAAAGCAAGGACACACCAGAUCCAAUCUGCUGGGACACUCCCGUCUCGUCUCUGAUCAGGGAUGAUUUUGUCUUGGCAGACCCGUACGCUACCGCGAAUACCACAGUUGAAGACAUGCUCUCCCAUCGCUCAGGUCUACCCGGGCAUUUCAUCCCAAUGAACCUCGCCUUUCCGAAUGAGACCCUGCGCGAAGAGGUGCGGAAGCUACGCCACCUGCCUCUUGCAUUUGCUCCACGGACAACAUUCAAUUACUGCAACCAUAUGUUCAUGGUCGCAUCGCAUGUGCUAGAGCAAUUGUCCAGAACAAGUCUGGGGAGCGUCAUGAAAAAGCGGAUAUGGGAACCACUCGGAAUGAACGAUACCUACUUCUCGAAUAAAGAAGUGCUCGCGUGUCCAUCCACUGCACAGCGUCUGGUGAAGGGCUACACCUGGGAUCCUACCACGAAUCGCCACGUCGAGCGACCGUACAUGGAUUAUGCGCCUACCACCGGCACGGGCGCUAUUGUCAGCAAUGUGCUCGACUAUGCGAAAUGGAUACGCACGAUGAUAUAUCAAGGAGCACCAAUUUCACCACAAGGGUAUAAAGAAAUUUUAACUCCGCGGACCAUCAUCAAAGACUGGGAAGACAUGAAUAUCCCGCCGGGACAAGUCCACCUCUAUGCGCUCGGGUGGUUCGUGGAUAACUACCAUGGCGAGCAGAUAAUUUGGCACUCGGGGAGCUGGGAGGGGUUCGGAAUCAUGGUGGGCUUUGUCCCGAGCAAGAAAUUUGGCUUUGUCAUGAUGGGCAAUACGCAGAACGCGAGAUCCGCGGAGUUGGAGCUCUAUCUCUAUCUUCUUGAUCGGCUGUUGGGCAGGUCGGGCGAAGACAGAGAGGCCUAUAUUGCCAAGAUCGAUGCAAUCGUGCAAGAGCGGCAGAGAAUACAGCUGCAGAGCCUAGACGAGGUUAAGGAUCGGCUGUUUCCAGGAAUCCCUCACUUGUUGCCCCAUCCUUUGUCACUCAACGACUAUACAGGCACAUACUCGCAUCCAGGCCAUGGGCCCAUUACACUUUUCGUGAAGGAUGCGAAGCUGCAUGUGAACUUGAUGGAUCGAGUUGCCAAGAGCUGGAUGCGCUUUGAGCAUGUGAGCGGGGUGUUCUUUGUUGUGAAGUGGUAUAAGCCAGAAGCAGAAGGGGUUGAUCCUGACUACAUGGCGGCGCAGUUCCACGUGGGCGUGACGGGGGUGGUGGAGAGUCUGGGCUUGGACCUAGAGCCUGCACUAAAUGGACAGAUGAUGUGGUUUAAGAGAGUGUCGGGCCGACAGUGA